Molecule: messenger RNA, 2163 nt
Organism: Nematolebias whitei (Rio pearlfish)
Lineage: Eukaryota; Metazoa; Chordata; Actinopteri; Cyprinodontiformes; Rivulidae
Product: zinc finger protein 260-like
Exons: 3
Coding region: 171-1946 (591 amino acids)
Biological process (GO): regulation of transcription by RNA polymerase II
Molecular function (GO): DNA-binding transcription factor activity; RNA polymerase II cis-regulatory region sequence-specific DNA binding
Source: RefSeq, a predicted model, not a curated record
GUUGUUCGGUUCGUACGUUCACUGUGUUCUCCAUGUUCCGUAUCGACGAACUCAUAAAGUAAGCCUCUUUUCUCUCCGCUUCUGGUGAAAUUAGUUUAAUUUUGAGUUCUAUUCAGCUGUAACUACUCGGUUAAUGUUGAAGGUAAAUAGUGAUGAACGAAAGCUAACAGAUGUGGAGACAGCAGGUCCAGCAGCACCUGGAUGCAGAGGAAGAAGAAAUGGAGGUUUUCCUUGGAAGUAGAGAUGCUCUUGAACAGGAAACAACUGGAGGAAGCCAAAUCAUAGAUGCAGUUUUCAGUCCCAACGAUCAACUGCAUAUAAUAGUGGUUCCUGCAGAUGUUCAGAAGUCAGUGCUGAUUAAAGAAGAAGCUCCUGAAGAACAGUGGCCUGAUGUGGACCAGCAGAAUGCAAAUUGCCUCCACAUAAAAGAGGAAGAGGAGGAACAGUGGACCAUUUUGGGAGGAGAGCAGCUCAGUAUGAAGGAGGAGACGGAUGUCACCAGCUUUUCAUUAACUGCAGUUCAUUUUAAGAGUGAGGAUGAUGAAGAGAAACCUCUGUUCUCACAGCUUCAUCAACACCAAGUUGAAGUCGGUGAUCUUCCAACCAGCAGCUCAGUGGUUCCUACAGAUGAUCAGAAGUCAGUGCUGAUUAAAGAAGAAGCUCCUGAAGAACAGUGGCCUGAUGUGGACCAGCAGGACACAAAUUGCCUCCACAUAAAAGAGGAAGAGGAGGAACAGUGGACCAUUUUGGGAGGAGAGCAGCUCAGUAUGAAGGAGGAGACAGAUGUCACCAGCUUUUCAUUAACUGCAGUUCCUUUUAAGAGUGAGGAUGAUGACGAGAAACAUCUGUUCUCACAGCUUCAUCAACACCAAGUUGAAGUCCGUGAUCUUCCAACCAGCAGCUCAGGUGACCACAUAGAAUCAUCAACUGGUGAAGGAGAAAAAGAUUCAAAAUACCCAGAUCUAAAUGCUUAUAGAGAUUCUGAUUCUUCAGAAACUGAAGUUAGUGAAGAUGAUGAAGAUGAUAAUGAUGUGAACAAUCCUGAGUCUCAGCUGAAACUUUUCUCAGACUUUGGGUUAAAAACUGAACACACUGAUGAAGCCCGGGAGUCUUCACCCAGCAGGGUCUCUGAGUCAAUUGUGAACAGGGUCCACAACAAAAAUGGACUGAAGCCAUUUUGUUGUGAUGUUUGUGGGAGAAGAUUCAAUCUUAACAGAUGUUUAAACAGACACAUGAAAAUCCACACUGGACAGAAACCCUUUUUGUGUGAUCUGUGUGAAAAAAGAUUUACUGAAAAGAGUAAUUUAAAAAAUCACAUGAAAGUCCACACGGGACAGAAGCCAUUUUCUUGUGAUCUGUGUGAAAAAAGGUUUACUGAAAAGGGUAGUUUAAAAAAUCACAUGAAAAUUCACACGGGACAGAAACCAUUUUCUUGUGAUGUGUGUGGAAAAAGGUUUACCGAAAAGGUAUGUUUAAAAAGACACAUGAGAAUCCACACAGGACAGAAGCCAUUUUCUUGUGAUCUGUGUGAACAAAGGUUCAUUCAAAAGGGCCAUUUAAACAGACACAUGAAAAUCCACACAGGACUGAAGCCAUUUUCUUGUGAUCUAUGUGAACAAAGGUUCAUUCAAAAGCGCCAUUUAAACAGACACGUGAAACUCCACACAGGACAGAAGUCAUUUUGUUGUGAUCAGUGUGAACAAAGGUUUAUCGAAAAGGGAGAUUUAAAUAGACACAUGAAAAUCCACACAGAACAGAAGCCCUUUUCUUGUAAUCUGUGUGAACAAAGUUUCAUUCAAAAGGUUCAUUUAAACAGACACAUGAUGAUCCACACAGGACAGAAGCCAUUUUGUUGUGAUCAGUGUAGUAAAAAGUUUACAGAAAAGAGCAGUUUAAAGAAACAUAUGAUGAUCCACACAAGACAGAAGCCCUUGUCAUCUGUGUGAACAAAGGUUUACCAACAAGGGCCAUUUAAACAGACACAUGAUAAUCCACACCCAAUAGAUGCCCUUUUCUUGUGACCUGUGUAAACAAGUUUAUUCAGAAGGGCCAUUUAAAUGCACACCUGAGAAUCCACAUGGGACAAAAGUAAUUUGAAAGAACUCAUAGGCCAGAAGCCACACACACUUCAUCUUUUGGCUGCUCCCUUCUUCAGGGGUCACC